GGGGAGCGCACCACGUACUUUUUCUGUAGCUGACAACACGCUUGAAAAGUCAAUUCAAAUCAGUAAAGAUUCCUCUUUCUUCCCCCUUCUUUUCUCUUUCUCCAUCAACAUACUCCACACAACAUGUUAUCCCGCCAAGUCCGUUCUUUCUCUACCACUGCUAGAGCCUCCAGCUACGCCGACACCAUCAAAAACUUGAAGGUUAACGCCGACACCAAGGUCAUCUACCAGGGUUUUACCGGUAAGCAGGGUACUUUCCAUGCCCAGCAGGCCAUCGACUACGGCACCAAGGUUGUCGGCGGUACCAACCCAAAGAAGGCCGGUCAAUUGCACUUGGGCAAGCCAGUCUUUGCGACCGUCGCUGAGGCCAUGAAGGCCACCGGCGCCACUGCGACCGGUAUCUUUGUUCCACCAAGCAUCGCCGCCGCCGCCAUCGAGGAAGCCAUCGAGGCCGAAAUCGACUUGGCUGUUGCCAUCACCGAAGGUAUCCCACAGUCCGACAUGCUCCGUAUUGCCCAGAUCUUGAAGACCCAGUCCAAGACCCGUCUCGUGGGGCCAAACUGCCCAGGUUUGAUUGCGCCAGAUCAGUGUAAGAUCGGUAUCAUGCCUUCCAGUAUUCACCAGAGAGGUAGAAUCGGUGUUGUGUCCCGUUCCGGUACCUUGACCUACGAAGCAGUUGCUCAAACCACCAAGGUCGGCUUGGGUCAGUCCCUUGUUAUCGGUAUGGGUGGUGAUCCAUUCCCAGGUACCAACUUCAUCGAUGCCUUGACCUUGUUCUUGAACGACCCAGAGACUGAAGGGAUCAUCCUUAUCGGUGAAAUCGGUGGUACCGCCGAAGAAGAGGCCGCCGAAUUCUUGAAGCAGCACAACUUGACCAGAGCCGUUCCAAAGCCGGUUGUUUCCUUCAUUGCCGGUGUCUCUGCUCCUCCAGGUAGAAGAAUGGGCCACGCUGGUGCCAUUGUCGCUGGUGGUAAGGGUGACGCCAAAUCCAAGAUCGCUGCUUUGCAAGCUGCCGGUGUUGUGGUCGAGCCAUCUCCAGCCAGAUUGGGUAACGCCUUGUACAAGGAGUUCGAAACCAGAGGGUUGUUGUAAUGCUGGUAAGCACUGACUUGUUCUUCACUUGUUUAACCCCUUCAAAAUUCUAAUAUAUUACGAAAAUACCGCGUGUAAGCACCGAGCCGGAACGCAGUCCGGAGUGUAGUGUCAAUUCUGGUUCGAGAGGGGUAUCGUCCUUAGAAAGCGCAGGACUCUUACCAGUGUACCACCGAUGCGUUCAGUACUCUCGGUUUAGACUGUCAUGGUAUUAGUGAUAAAUUUAGCCCGUUUCCACGCUGGAUCUCCGUCGGACACCUUGCUUAAAAAGCCCAGGAUAGCUG
Babjeviella inositovora NRRL Y-12698 is the source of this 1376-nucleotide messenger RNA. It is a transcript of the gene LSC1, whose product is annotated as succinate--CoA ligase (GDP-forming) subunit alpha. Gene Ontology annotation, cellular component: mitochondrion; succinate-CoA ligase complex (ADP-forming). Gene Ontology annotation, molecular function: succinate-CoA ligase (ADP-forming) activity; succinate-CoA ligase (GDP-forming) activity. The transcript has a single exon. NCBI's taxonomy places the organism in Eukaryota, Fungi, Ascomycota, Pichiomycetes, Serinales. Gene Ontology annotation, biological process: tricarboxylic acid cycle. The record is from RefSeq and is a predicted model, not a curated record. The coding region runs from base 124 to 1092 and encodes 322 amino acids.